CGUUAUGGCGGACGCGUUGUCAAUCGCGUGACAUUUCCCUCCCGCGUGCUUACUCCGCGAACGCGGACGCCGGGUACGGGUCGACGGCGGACGAACGUCCGCGUGUCUUCGCGAGCGAGGCGCGUUAACGAGACGCGACGUGUGUCGCUUACGCCGCACUGUGUGCGGUGAAACUUAACCACGUUGCUCCGGCGCGGCGAUUCGGCGUGUAUUCCUCGCCACGGAAAUCUCGUCAACGGAGUGAACACAGCCACCGAGCGCGCGCACCGCUACAGCGCCGUGCAAAAGUCGUCGCGCGCCGCAAGCGAUAGUACAGUCCGCGUGGAAAGUUUACCCGGCGGCGCGUCGACGGCUACAGUCCCAAGCGAAAGUUUCGCGUCGCUCCGGAGAAAUUCGCGCGCUUGGCGGAUUAUUUUGAAUCGUGCGAACACGGCGCGUUGUAAUCCUUUCCCGUUUUUCACGCGAACGAUUGUGUACAGAUAUCUUUAAGAAUCGUAUUGCAUUUGUUCGUGUUGCUUGAAAUCCCCAAAAAAUGUUUGCACUUGAAAAUAAAUAAAUAUAUAUUCAAGGAAAAAAGAGGAAACGUAGAUUGAGCACAAAAAGCGCAAGCAACACUUACAGCAUAAAAAGAAACGAAAUAAGAACUUGAUCGUAUGCACUUUGCGAAACAUUCCAAGCAUAAUUACUCAAAUUUCAAGUUUAGAGUAAAAGAUCGUCCGGACGACAAAAGGGGAAAGGCCCGCGCGAUUAUUACUCGCAAGGAUAUCGGGACACUGAGGCAACAUGGGCAACUCCGCCUUGAAGAGGCACUACGAGACCGCGGAGAAGACCGCCACCCUGAAGCUGUCGCAGUGCAAACUGGAUAAGUUCUCGCGGAAACUCCAUGACCUGGCGCCGACGCUGCGCACUCUGGACCUGUCCGAGAACAGUUUCACGACACUGCCGAACGAGAUCGGCGACUUCACGCUGCUGAAGCAGCUGAACUUCAGCCAUAACCGACUGACCGCUCUGCCCGGUACGCUGGGCGCGCUUGAGAAACUAGAGGGUCUAAACUGCGCCACGAAUCAGAUCAGAUCGAUCCCGUUGUCUUUGGCGAAUCUGAGCCACUUGAAGCAGGUCAAUUUGUCCGACAAUCAGAUCUCCGACUUCCCGCUGAUGUUCUGCGACCUCAAGCAUCUGGACGUUCUGGAUCUGUCCAAGAAUCGACUCACGAUCGUGCCGGACGCCUCUGCCGGCCUCCACGUGAUCGAGCUUAAUCUUAAUCAGAAUCAAAUCGCCACCAUCUCCGAGAAGCUGGCGGAUUGUCCGCGAUUGAAAAUGCUGCGAUUGGAGGAGAACUGCCUACAGCUGAGCUCGGUGCCCAUUAGACUCCUCAAGGACUCCAAGGUCUCGUUGUUGGCGCUCGAAGGGAAUCUCUUUGAGAUGAAGCAAUUCGCGGAUCUGGAUGGUUACGACACGUACAUGGAACGCUACACAGCGGUCAAGAAGAAGAUGUUUUAAAGGAUAGUUUCACAUUGGAAAAGAAUGUAUUGUUUGUAUUAUACGUAUGAAAUUGUUUGGUAGGUAUUGAAGUUACCAAACGUCGAAUGGAUAAUGUCGAAGAGAAAAAGAUUUAAUUAUUUGGCACUUUUGUAUCAUCGAUUUAGGGCCAUUGUCACCAAGCUUCGAUUAACUUAGCUCGCAUUAAUUCUCCGACAUCAGCUUAAGUUGGAAGUCUGCAAAGUUACUAGGCCGACUAAGGCCGAGUUCCACAACUCACGGUUAACUCUUAACCAUGAAUUGUGGAACUAGGCCUAACCCCCAGUUCCACAACUCUCGGUUAAGAGUUAACUGUGAGUUGUGGAACUGGGCCUAAGGGUGUAUUCCGAACCAGAUUAGCUUAGCUUAUUUUUUUCCUUAGAUAUUGGCAGUUCUGUAACUAAACCGAGAAGUGUUCCGAACCCGUCGGCUGUCAUAACUCGUAACCAAUAGAAGCCAGUAGUUAAGUUCGACGGCCGAUUACCUUGCUUUCCAGCAAGGACACAGUCAGACACUGUGUAACACAGUGAGUCGUUUCAUUUUUGUUUAAC
Messenger RNA from Mycetomoellerius zeteki, 2069 nucleotides. RefSeq names its product leucine-rich repeat-containing protein 57. Bases 784 to 1500 code for a protein of 238 amino acids. Gene Ontology annotation, cellular component: cytoplasm. Gene Ontology annotation, molecular function: protein binding. The record is from RefSeq and is a predicted model, not a curated record. NCBI's taxonomy places the organism in Eukaryota, Metazoa, Arthropoda, Insecta, Hymenoptera, Formicidae. The transcript has 2 exons.